AUACUUAGUCCAAUUUCUUUCUCGGUUUUGAAUAAUCAAUAUUUUUAAGUACUGAAAAUGAGUAUCAGUUUUUCUUAGCAAAAAUGGGUAGAUGCACAGCAUUUUUCUGUAAUAAUUCGUCAAUAAAAGGGUUAAUGAAAAUAUAUUUCCAAAGAAUAUGUAAUAAAAAUAUAUUCCCAAGAAAUCCACAACGUCGAGCCAAAUGAAUUGAAAAUAUGGAAUGAUAAUUAGAUACCCACAAACUAUAGUAAUUUAAACAAAGUAAAAUUAUUUAAUAUGUGGCGGACUCGUGGCUGACGGUGCGGCAGCCAGCCAUCACUACUAAUGACCGCGCGAUGAAAUUAUUGGCGAUGUGAAACUGAAGGAUCCGAAGGCCUCUAUCUUUAACCUGGAGGCCGAUCCUACGUAGAAUCUGUCUUCACCAAGGAUCUUAUCAAGGAGAAGAGCCAGCAGAAUGAUCUGGGGCACACAGAUGGAACCACAACCGUUGCGACUAUCAUCAUCUAGGUUGCCCCGAAGAAAACGUCCACGUCGGUACCGACAGUACCCGCAAGGCGAUCUUUAUCCGUUCUUCUAAGAACAAGAACUAGCUACACACUAACAACGGCUAAAUUGGUAACCCCGACGCGUCUACACAGAUUUCUGUUAUGACCAACACAAAAAAUCUUCGUUGUACAUCCACAACUUAAAGAUUUCCGACGUGAUCUGAGAUAAGCAACGACGAGAAUCAAUCAUGGAGACAGGAGAAAACAUUGGUUGCAUCGUCAUAAAGACACCACCAUUUUGGCCAAAAGAAUCUAUGGUUCACGCAAAUUGAAAGCAAAUUCGUCUUGGGUUGAGUGACACAGGAUUCUACUAAAUAUUAUGUCUUGUCAGCUGGAAGUCAAGUACGCCAAAGAAAUAAAAGACGUUGACCAACUCUCUCCGGAGAGAAGCAAGUACCAAGCAUGCCUUAAUACGACUAUCUGCUUCGCAAGAACAGCGCAGACAACUCCUAGAACACGAGAAAUUAGAGGACAGAAAACCUUCCUGCGUUAUCUUCAACCACUUACAGGCACCAUAGUUUUGAAUCAACUCCUUCGAAUACUGUGGUUAGGUCGAUUCCCUGCACAAAUGCAAGUCAUUUUGGCAACGCAGAUGGAAAACAGACUCGAGAAAGUAGCCGAGCAAGCGGACAAGAUACUCGAGGUCACUUGCAGAGUUGUAUAGCCUCUGCAAGUACAGCUGCCACGUCAGUCGCCAAGGGUACUACAAGCGCAGUCGGAGUCGAAGCAAGAACAAAAGCGAAUGCCAAAGAAAACAGGAUAUCUGCUACUAUCACCGACAAUUCAAGGCAGAGGCUAAGAAAUGCAGCAAGCCCUGCAGUUUUGAGUCAGAAAACGGUCGACGUAAUUCAACCUAUAAUCGGAUCAGAUUUUCUUACGCACUACCAUUUACUACCAGAGGUAAGAAAAAAACGUCUAAUAGAUGGCAAAAUAGAUGGCAAAAUAGAUGGCAAAAUAGACUUAUUUGCUACAGGCGCACUUACUACACAGACGAUAAAGUCUAUAAAAGCUAUAAAAAAAGAAUCGACAUAUCAUGACGUGUUAGUAGAAUUUUCGGCAGUCACAACGCCGUCUCGUACGACAAAAACAGUAAAGCACAUCACAGUGCACCAUAUUAAAAUCGCUCAAGGUCCCCCUGAGGCAUGCCGCCCACACCGAUUGGCACCUGAUAAACUCCAAGUAACCAAAAUGGAAUUUAACCUACAAAAAGAUAUUAUGUAAUCUUUGAAGAGUCCAUGGUCCACAAGAAAGGAGGCACAUGGAGACCAUGUGAAGACUCGCAU
Molecule: messenger RNA, 1828 nt
Organism: Wasmannia auropunctata (little fire ant)
Lineage: Eukaryota; Metazoa; Arthropoda; Insecta; Hymenoptera; Formicidae
Exons: 2
Coding region: 865-1209 (114 amino acids)
Source: RefSeq, a predicted model, not a curated record